AUGGCUACUACCGCUAAAGACGGAGAAUUUCGAAAAAAGCCUUCUACUUUUCGUAAUACGAUUAGUAAAGAUCCGGAUGCGAUUUUUACUCCCGAAAAGGAUCGCUAUCAUUUGUAUAUUGCUUGGAGUUGUCCGUGGGCUCAUAGAACUGUCAUCGUACGAACACUGAAAGGGCUUGAAGACAUUAUUGGAUUGAGCGUUGUUGAUUACAUUAUGGAUGAGAAAGGAUGGAAAUUUAGUACUCCCGAGGAAACUCCUGGGUGUAUUCCAGACACUGUAAAUAAUGCUCA
Dentiscutata heterogama is the source of this 290-nucleotide messenger RNA. The record is from the annotation of a GenBank genome assembly. NCBI's taxonomy places the organism in Eukaryota, Fungi, Glomeromycota, Glomeromycetes, Diversisporales, Gigasporaceae.